Molecule: messenger RNA, 348 nt
Organism: Podospora pseudocomata
Lineage: Eukaryota; Fungi; Ascomycota; Sordariomycetes; Sordariales; Podosporaceae
Exons: 2
Coding region: 1-348 (115 amino acids)
Source: RefSeq, a predicted model, not a curated record
AUGGGUUCAAGAGGCCAGCAGAUCUUCCGGACGACCAUGUUCAAGGUCCCCGAUCCGGCGAACCAGAAGAAGUUGGUGGAGAUGUACAACAAGCUUGCUGAGGAGCAGAAGAAGGACGGCAAGCCGUACAUCCUCUACGCCUGCGCCGGCACCGCGAAUCCGGAUCAGAGAUCGAAGGGGUAUACCGUUGUGGCAAACAUGAAGUUUGCCAGUUUGGAUGAUAUGAAUUAUUAUGACAACGAGUGCCCCACGCAUGCGGCGUUGAAGAAGGCCGGGGCUGGGUUGGGGGUGGAGGAGCCGCCUUUGGUGGUGUACUUUGAGGGGACGCCGGCGUUGAUGGUGAACUAG